This is a messenger RNA of Chironomus riparius, 963 nucleotides long. The record is from the annotation of a GenBank genome assembly. Lineage: Eukaryota; Metazoa; Arthropoda; Insecta; Diptera; Chironomidae.
AUGUCGUCUGCAUCAACAGCAAUGUCGCCCAAAAAAAUCAACGGAAAGUUAAAUCUCUUUUCACACAUUAAAUACGAGCAUAUGAUAGCUGGAAUAUCAGGUGGUGUUACAUCAACAUUGAUUUUACAUCCAUUGGACCUCAUAAAAAUUCGUUUUGCUGUGAAUGACGGUCGUGUCGCUGCCCCUCAAUAUCGAGGUCUUGGUAGUGCUUUUGUCACAAUCUUUAGACAAGAAGGAAUUAAAGGGUUAUAUAAAGGAGUAACACCUAAUGCCUGGGGAUCAGGCUCAGCUUGGGGAUUUUAUUUCUUAUUCUAUAAUACAAUUAAGGGAUGGAUUCAAGGAGGAAAUACGACACAAGCACUUGGACCAGGAUUGCACAUGUUGGCUGCAAGCGAAGCCGGUAUUUUAACACUAUUAAUGACCAAUCCAAUUUGGGUAGUGAAAACAAGAUUGUGUCUUCAGUAUGAAAAUAAUGUAGAUUUAACAAGUACAAAAAAUUAUCGCGGGAUGACUGAUGGAUUACUUAAAAUCUAUCGAACUGAGGGACUAAGAGGGCUUUAUAGCGGUUUUGUGCCUGGAAUGUUUGGAGUAUCUCAUGGAGCUCUUCAAUUUAUGACUUAUGAGGAGAUGAAAAAUGGUUAUAAUCAAUACAGGAAGCUACCCAUUGACUCGAAAUUGACGACUUCUGAAUAUUUAACGUUUGCUGCAGUUUCAAAGCUUAUUGCCGCAGCUGCUACAUAUCCAUAUCAAGUCAUUAGAACGCGUUUGCAGGAUCAACAUCAUAGCUACAAAGGAACUUGGGACUGUAUCAAGCAGACAUAUAGAUUUGAAGGUAUCGUAGGUUUUUACAAGGGAUUGAAGCCAAAUUUAACACGAGUAGUGCCAGCAUGUUGCAUAACGUUUCUCGUUUAUGAAAAUGUAUCACAUAGUAUGUUGAGUAAGAGGAAAAAGGAGGAGCAAUAG